This is a messenger RNA of Symbiodinium sp. CCMP2592, 1383 nucleotides long. The record is from the annotation of a GenBank genome assembly. Lineage: Eukaryota; Dinophyceae; Suessiales; Symbiodiniaceae.
AUGAAGUCACAAGAUCUUGGCGACGUGGAGGACGAAGAUGACAGCUCGAACCGCGCACUGGAGAUGCCCACCGCAGCCCGGGUCAGCUCGAUGAGCCAGAAAGGGAGCCAUGAAAACCAGAAGUCAGGGACCCGCCGGCGGAAGAAGACCCCGUCGGAUCCUGCAAGCAGAGAGCCAGAAACGGCAGAAAGACAUUUCACGGCGCUGAGCAACAAAGCCGCUUCAGAUUCCAGCCUGGCGACGGAGACCAUGAGCAACGCUUUCUCAGCGGAGGCCGAUUAUGCCCCGACAAUCCUGUGCGUGGAUGAUGAUCCCGUCCACCUCGAGGUGGUCCGGUCUUUGUUGACUCAACACGCGCUGAAGGUCUAUGCUGUUGCUGACGGAGAUCAAGCCGUGCAGUUCUUGAAGAUGCGAAGCGUGCAAUUAAUGCUGCUGGAUGUUAUGAUGCCUGGCAUGAGUGGCCAACGGGUGCUGCGAUCUGUUCGCAAAUUCUACACCCCAGAGCAGCUGCCAAUCAUCAUCGUGAGUGCGGUGUGCAGACAGGAGACUAUGUCCGAAUGUGCCAAGCUGGGUGCCAACGACUAUGUCAUGAAGCCCUUUGGCAGGGCUGAGCUGCUGGAGCACGUUCAGCUACAUCUCAGCAAAGCCACGCAAGCACGGGUGUCCCGCAAAGCACGUGAGUUGAAGGGCAUUGAAGAGCUAGCUUCAUCAUCCACAUCGACUGCGAUGGAGGAACCACAGACCGCGGUCCACGUGCUGGCCAAGGAAAUGGAGCGCAUACGCUCAGACCGAGAUGAAGCCGUGGAACGGGCUCAAGCCUUGCAGAAGCAAGUGGAGGCUCUGGAAGCAGAGCUCCAGAACAAGAAGGACACCUUGCUUUCAGAGGAGCAGCUCAAGUUCUUGCAAACAAGCCAAACUCGGCAACAGGUCCUGCGCCAGCAUCAUGAAACUAUGGCUGCGCAGAUCCAGCGCCUAGAGCUGUUGCAGAAGAGCCAACACAAGCUCUUGUCGGCCAGGGCCAACCAGGACCUGGAUGGCUUGCUGCAGAUCGCAAGCUUGGGUCCAGGCCAAGGUUCUCAGCCACCGCUCGCAGACCCCAAGCUUCUGCAGAUCAGGAAGGUGGAAGACGAUGUGGGCUACUAUCUCACGAGCAUAGAACAGUUGGCAACGCGGCUGCCAGCUUCUUCGAAAGAGGAGCUGCAGCGAUUGGCCUACCAGCUAAGAGCGGAAACCAACAAGCUGCUCCUGGAGAUGGGUCUCAAAUGUCACGAGCUGGGCAGUGCGGACAGCAUGCUGCAGCAUCAAUGGCUGCAGCUCCAGCGAGACUUGGGCAGCACAGAAUUAAAACUUAGCUGCGAGAGUGCUGCGCUUGACAGGGCCUAG